AUGUACCACCACCAGGGCGUCACCACGCCGACGCCACCAUCCGACCAUCGUCGGACAUUAUGCAUGAUGCAUAAAAUCCCGCCAUCAAUCUCCGUCGAUCCUCCAUCUUUGAUCCACCCCGGCCGCGUGCUUACCUACAUCGCCCCGCCCCGAGCUCCGCGCGAGUCGAAUUCGGCCGGCGCGCAUCGAAUUCGCGAUGGGCCACCCCACCCCGGCGAAAUCAAGAGAUCAAGAUCAGGAGUCCGUGUAGGAUGGGUGCGCGUGGGGCGGGAUUUAGAUGAGCGACGUGGCUCCACGUUAAUCCAGAAUGCUUCAGGUGCCCAAGGAUUGCGUAGAGAUGCGGGGGUGACAUACAAGCAGCGUCGCACAUCGUGCGCUGGUGCUGAGUACUGGAGGAUCUUGCGGGCAUGCAGCACCGGCGGGCGAGCAAAUAUCAGCAGCGCGGGCGAACACGCGAAGGUGUGGGUCGGGACGACGAGCAUAACCGCGCUCAUCCUUGUCCAGUACGCAUGA
Messenger RNA from Sparassis crispa, 513 nucleotides. RefSeq lists its product as hypothetical. Lineage: Eukaryota; Fungi; Basidiomycota; Agaricomycetes; Polyporales; Sparassidaceae. The record is from RefSeq and is a predicted model, not a curated record. Bases 1 to 513 code for a protein of 170 amino acids. The transcript has a single exon.